Molecule: messenger RNA, 5307 nt
Organism: Raphanus sativus (radish)
Lineage: Eukaryota; Viridiplantae; Streptophyta; Magnoliopsida; Brassicales; Brassicaceae
Product: disease resistance protein RPP2A
Exons: 6
Coding region: 129-3161 (1010 amino acids)
Biological process (GO): signal transduction; defense response
Molecular function (GO): ADP binding
Source: RefSeq, a predicted model, not a curated record
CGUAGACCUCAGGUCCCUUGUUGACUUUAUAGAGACCGAUCUGAGAAGUGCUUUUUCUGCAACAGUGUAAUCUAAUCGCUGUGAAGUUUAGAGAUCGUUAUCUCGUCGAUUUUUUUUUUGAUUUCAGCAUGUUCUUGUGGAACCCGAAGGACUGCAUCAGUGAUUUGGCUAAUCGACCUGAUCCAGAUGAUGGACCGAGACGGAGUACUGUCAUCGGCAAAUUUCGUAAUGCAGCGGUUAAGGAGUUUGGUCCGAAGGAUACUUCUGUCGACAAGACGAACUACCAGAUAGUUUUGGAACUGGACACACGCGGUGAUAAGUCCAUACAGAAGAAGGUCAUGGAGAAAGUUUCUGCACUAAGUGGAGUCUAUGAUGUAUCCCUAGAUACGGAGACUGACACGUUAAUCAUUAAAGGGGACACUAAACUACACAUGGUAGUAGAAGAGGUGGGAAACUAUUGCGAUUGCAUAAGCGCAAAUAUGAGUAUCAUGCAACCUGAGAAAGAAGAUGAAAAGAGUGUUUUGGAAGGGAAGGUUUCUGCGGGAAAUCUGCCGCCAUCAACCUCAGGUUCAGGCGACUCAGGCUCAGAGAUCAACACUCCAGUCGUCUCAGGAAAAUCCAUCAUCACACCACCUAACGUGAGGAACCUAGAUAUGUAUUGGUACUCCUUCCAGAAUUUCCUUGACCAACGCAAGCGUCCAUUGACUCUCUCUGGGUGCACAGCCAAAGACGCCAUUGAUUUUCUCUGCAUGCGGCAGACUUCAGCCAACGCAGAGGUCCUUGUUCGCGGCCUCAGUGCUGCAUGUGAGGCAUACGGCAUUACACCCAAGGAAAAUCCUUUCCGCAGCCUACCUGUAAUAACAUACCUGAAGGAGACGAGGAGGAUUACUCGAGAAGCAGACUGCGUAUUAGUUUUUUGGUGCAGUGACAACCUUGACGAGGACGAGACACAUUUCGUUGAAGCCAUCUUGAAAGAGUUACUCGAGCAAGGGGUCACUCCUUUGACAUACAGUCUUUCUCAGAGAGAGAACCUAGAUGAGAAGAUGAUGCUUUACAGAUCCAAUGUUGGUAUUAUGGUAGUUUCGAAUAGUUUUGCUUAUAGUAGGCAGUCUCUGGAUCAUUUGGUGGCAAUCAUGGAAUAUUGUAAAGCAAAACACCUUGUUAUUACUCCUUUAUAUCUCAAGGUAACACCUUCAGAAAUUUUAGGUUGGGAAGGCCGUUUUGAACAAGUACUUCCGUCGUAUUCAGAUUUUGUCCAGGCAGACAGAAUCCAGAAAUGGAAGGCGGCUCUGACUGACAUGGCAUCCAUUGAUGGACAUCAAUGGUCAAAGGGGAGUCAGUUUAUGCUUGCCAAGAAAGUAGUAAGGAACACAUGCUUCAGGCUAGAUUUGAAAAAUAACAAGAACCUGGUCAGAAUCUUAGCAUUGUUAAAUCACCCCCAGCCUUUAGAUGCGGAAAUUGAGGGAAUCUGGGGCAUGGCAGGAAUAGGUAAGACAUCCAUUGCUAGAGAAAUUUUUGAAAUACUAGCUCCACAGUAUGAUUUGUGCUACUUUCUGCAAGACUUUCAUCGUAUGUGCAAGAGCAAAGGGUUGAGGCAAAUGCGUGAUGAUUUCCUCUCCAAAGUAUUUAGAGAAGAAAAACUAGGUAUAGGCGCUUGUGAUACAAAACCGAGUUUCAUGAGGGAGUGGUUCCAGAAAAGAGCGAUUCUCGUUGUUCUCGAUGACGUGAGUAAUGCAAGAGAUGCAGAAUAUGUAUUUGGAGGGUUUAGCUGGUUUUCUCGUGGGCACCGAAUCAUUUUAACCUCUAGGAGUAAACAAGUUCUUGUGCAGUGUAAGGUUAAAGAGCCCUACGAGAUACAAAAGUUAUACGAGUUUGAAUCUUCUCGUCUCUGCAAAAGAUAUUUAAAAGAAGAAAGUGCCAUCAUUUCCGAACUAAUGAGCUGCAGUAGCGGUAUACCACUGGCUCUCAAGGUUUUGGUUUCCUCUGUAUCAGAGCAGCAUGUGAACGAUAUGAAGGAACAUCUCCAAAGCUUGCGGAUAAAUCCUCCAACCAAGAUUCAGGAAGCAUUUCGGAGAAGCUUUGAUGGACUGGACGAAAAUGGAAAGAACUUAUUUUUGGACCUUGCAUGUUUUUUCAAUGGGGAGAAUAAAGAUCAUGUUGUGCAGUUACUUGAUGCUUGCAGUUUUUUCACGUAUUUGGGAAUCUGUGAUCUCAUUGACGAGUCUCUCAUUAGCCUUCUGGACAAUAAAAUAGAAAUCCCUAUUCCUUUUCAAGACAUUGGUCGAUUUAUUGUUCAUGAAGAAGACAUGGAUCCAUGCGAACGCAGCAGAUUGUGGGACUCUAACGACAUCAUUGAUGUUCUGACAAACAAUUCAGGAACAGAAGCGAUUGAGGGAAUCUUCCUGGAUGCGUCUGACUUAACCUGUGAAUUAAGUCCUACUGUGUUUAGUAAUAUGUAUAGACUUAGAUUGCUGAAGUUUUAUUGUUCCAACACCUCUGGGUACCAGUGCAAGCUAAGUCUACCACAAGGCCUCGACACUUUGCCUGAUGAGCUAAGGCUACUUCACUGGGAGCAUUACCCUCUGGAUAACUUGCCUCAGAAAUUUAUUCCGGAGAACCUUGUAGAGAUAAACAUGCCGUAUAGCAACAUGGAGAAGUUAUGGGAAGGGAAGAAAAACCUCGAGAAGCUAAAGAAAAUCAAACUGAGUCACUCCAGAAAAUUAACUGAUGUCCUGAUGUUAUCAGAAGCCAUGAACCUUGAACAUAUUGAUCUCGAAGGGUGUACGAGUCUGAUUGAUGCUAGCACAUCUAUUACUCACCUUGGGAAGCUUGUUUCGUUGAAUAUGAAAGACUGUUGUCGUUUGCAAAGUCUACCUUCCAUGGUCGAUUUAACUUCUCUCAAGGUUGUUAAUUUGUCUGGCUGCUCAGAGCUCGAAGAUAUUCAGGGUUUUCCACCAAACCUAGAAGAGCUAUAUCUGGCUGGGACUCCCCUAAGGGAACUUCCGUUCUCAGUAGAGGAUCUCAGUGAACUUAGUACGCUGGAUCUGGAGAACUGCGUAAGGCUUCAGAAACUGCCAUCUGGAGUAAGGAACUCGAGAUCUAUUGUCAAUCUUAAACUGUCUGGCUGCACAAGUCUUGAGCUUGGGAAGCGGAAAAGGUGAGUGUGGAAGCGCAACGGAAUUGGAAGGAUGAAUUUGUAAAAGAAGGAAACCAUAGUCUGUAACAUAAGUGAAGCAGUGAAUUUCUAAGCCACAAAAGCCAUAUCCUUAAGUGACUUCCUAUAAAUAAGGCUAUUGGCUCUCCAAGCUUUGUACGCCUCUAUUCAUGUGGUAAAUGAAACAUGUGUUGCCCCAACCAGUGCCUGAGAAUCGGCUUGCCCUUUGUAAUACAGUGAAACACUGUUGCUUCACACAGCGAUUUUUUUACUUGAGAUGGUUUACAUACAGCUUUAGAAGCAUGUGUAUUCAUCAAGGAGUGGAUGGCUAAUCAACAGAGCAUGUUACCAUUCUUCUCUUGAAUUGAUUGAUGAAUACACAUGUGUUAUGUGGGCUGCUGUACUGGAUUAAACCCGAAGGGAAGACAAGGCUCGGCCCAUCUAGAAGGCAGCUGAUCUUAUCACUAGCCAGCUGUCCCUAAAGAAUAAAGAAUAACACGUGAGGGACAUCCCAUGUGCUCCUAACGGCCUCGUCACCUGCGUGUGACUGAGGUUGGGGUUCUAUUUAUAGCUUGUUAAGAGUAGAGAGAAAGAAGUCACUGUAAGGAAGCCUGCUUGUGUUGUGCAAAAAUGCCAUUGCUACGGAGUCUAGUGAAGCAGAAUGAUAAGGUAUUAUCUAGCAAGAGGGAGACGAGAGACAAAUCAAAACAGGGUUGUGUCGACCUUUUCUUGCUGGUGAUGAUUUGCCUCACUGGAAUAAUUGGUGCAAAGUUGUUAGUGGGAAAUCAGGGCGUGGAAAAGCAAUCCCAGAGUAGCAGGAAGAGAGACACAUCUCCAAGGAAGUACAUCGGAAGGAAAGUGAAAUUUCGUAUUGUCAGGAAGAAAUGGUGUGUUCAACAGCUUCAUGGGUGGCUAGUGGCCAUUUUCAGAGGAAAGAAGAUCACCUGGGUAAAGGCCUCUGUUAGGAACCACGAGGGGAGUCAAGGCUGCAAAUACAAGAGGAAGAAUGGUAGUGAGCUUCUUUGUAUUUCUGCAACUCCUUUUAGUGUCAAAGUUUUAUCAGUAGGUAUGGAAAGAAAGAUAUGGUCUCAACGGCAGAAGAAUACCAAUGAAGGGAGGAGUUAUAAUUGCCUUUGGGAUCAUAAGAUAUGGUUGCUAAAAAUCACUCAGCAGAAAAAGAAGAAGAAAAUGAUCAAGGCGAGGCAGUUUGCUGCCUUUACGAGAAGGAGAGCAGUGUCAAUGUUUAAAUAUGGGGGUCAAAAAGAGUCUAUCUCACUGGUCACUGUGGACCUGGCAGAGUUCUUGUUGGGGAGAAAGGAUCAUAAGGUACAAAGAGACAUCAAGGAGCUGCUGUCUUGGGAAACAAUGGAGACUGUAGCAAGGUAUGGUGUGGUUGCUUGUCGGGUUACCCAAGAGUAUGAAGACUCAACUCUGGAUUCAGGUUACAACAUGAUAUUUGGUUGGGUGAUACCACUCUCAAAACAUGCUCCGUUAUAUGGUAGAAAGCAACAUCACAUUGGUUGGGUUGAAAUAAGAUAUCCCUUGAGAAUUGCAGAAGGUGGAGAAGGCAUAGUAAGGCAGAUGGAGUUCACCUUACCGAACUACGAAGAGGAUGCUGAGUUUACCGGAUGUAUGGUUGAGGAUGCUGUCAAGAGAAACAGGCAAAGAGAGCGUUAUGAGAAUCUGUUUGAUUUAGCCGUCAGUUAUGUGCUCUUCGGUGCUCCUAGGCCACCAGAGCAAUCAGUCAUUGCAAAAAGUUUCAGAGAUGCAAUUGCCAGAGAAGCUGACUUCGACCUUGAGGACAAGGUCGGUUUCAUUGGGGCCGGUAAUGUUAUGUGGGCUGCUGUACUGGAUUAAACCCGAAGGGAAGACAAGGCUCGGCCCAUCUAGAAGGCAGCUGAUCUUAUCACUAGCCAGCUGUCCCUAAAGAAUAAAGAAUAACACGUGAGGGACAUCCCAUGUGCUCCUAACGGCCUCGUCACCUGCGUGUGACUGAGGUUGGGGUUCUAUUUAUAGCUUGUUAAGAGUAGAGAGAAAGGUAUCUAAGAAAGUAGAUCAAAGUUGAUAGGAGAGGUGAGAGAACUCUCCAUAAACACUCUCAAAACCCUUGUAAUCUCUUGAUCUUUUGGGAAUACAAUCAGUGUUUCUUCAUA